GGGUUCAAAUGAGGCAGCUCCUGGCUGCCUGAAGGGACGGCCGGGAGCGCCGAGCGCCCCGCGGGAACGUACCGCUUCGGACGCGGGACGCAGCCCAGAGCGGUCUUGAGCGAGAAAAACGCAGAAGAGGAAAAAAGAAUUGCAGAAGAGGAAAAGAAUCCCCAGCACGUCCCGGCUGGUCGCAGCACGGCGCACGCGGACUGCGGGUCGCCGAGGCGAUGUCACCGCGGUCGGGCCGCGGCGGCAGCUGCUGACGGGAGCGGCCGAGGAGCGCAGCGAGGAAGCCGAGCAGCCGCGGAAUGGAGAUUCUACCACCUGUUUGGGUGACUGCUUCAAUCCUCAGUCACCCUCACAAUGAAGUUCAAACAAAACCCAGUUUUUUCCUGAGAAGAAUAUUUGACCGGAACUAGAGGAUCAUGAUGACAACAAGAUUCAUCUGUUUAAUACUAGUAACUGUUGUGGGAGUUACUACAGGUGAAACACAGGAAUUUGAAGGCAAUGACAAGGAAAAAGCUCAAGAAUUCAUUUAUAUGAAUAGAUAUAAGCGUUCCAGUGACACACAGGACAAAUGCACUUACACCUUUAUCGUACCUCAGCAGAGAGUGACAGGUGCCAUUUGUGUUAAUUCUAAGGAGCCUGAAAUUCUGCUUGAAAACCGGGUAAAUAAACAAGAAUUACAGUUACUUAACAAUGAACUUCUUAAACAAAAGAGACAAAUAGAAACUCUCCAGCAACUGGUAGAGGUGGAUGGUGGAAUUGUUAAUGAAGUUAAACUGUUAAGAAAAGAGAGCAGAAACAUGAAUUCUCGUGUCACACAACUCUACAUGCAGCUAUUACAUGAAAUUAUCCGAAAACGUGAUAACGCCUUAGAACUUUCUCAACUUGAAAAUAAGAUUUUGAACCAAACUGCAGACAUGUUGCAGCUUGCAAACAAAUACAAAGACUUAGAGCACAAGUAUCAACAUUUGAUGUCAAUCGCCAAUAAUCAGACAAUAAUAAUUGCCCAGCUGGAAGAACAUUGUCAAAGAAUGCCAUCCAUAAAGCCACUGCCACAAACUCCACAACCACCAAUUAAAGUGUACCAGCCUCCUACUUACAAUCGCAUUAAUAACCAGAUAUCUACUAAUGAGAUUCAAAGUGAUCAGAACUUAAAGGUUCUGCCACCUACCUUACCAACCAUGCCUGCAGUUACUAGUAUUCCAACUUCAACUGAUAAACCAUCUGGGCCCUGGAGAGACUGUCUACAAGCAUUAGAAGACGGCCAUGACACAAGCUCCAUCUAUCUUGUAAAACCAGAAAACACAAACCAGCUUAUGCAGGUCUGGUGUGACCAACGGCAUGACCCUGGUGGCUGGACUGUCAUUCAGAGACGGCUGGAUGGCUCUGUCAACUUUUUCAGGAACUGGGAAACAUACAAGCAAGGAUUUGGUAAUAUAGAUGGAGAAUAUUGGCUUGGAUUAGAAAACAUCUAUUGGUUAACAAAUCAAGGCAACUACAAACUGCUCAUAACAAUGGAAGACUGGUCAGGUCGAAAAGUAUUUGCUGAGUAUGCCAGCUUCAGACUGGAGCCAGAGAGUGAGUACUACAAGCUGAGACUGGGACGCUACAACGGCAACGCGGGAGAUUCUUUCACCUGGCACAAUGGCAAACAGUUCACCACGCUAGACCGGGACCACGAUGUAUAUACAGGUAACUGUGCUCAUUACCAGAAGGGAGGAUGGUGGUACAAUGCAUGUGCUCACUCAAAUCUCAAUGGAGUCUGGUAUCGUGGAGGACACUACCGCAGUCGGUAUCAGGAUGGUGUUUACUGGGCUGAAUUCCGGGGAGGAUCAUAUUCACUAAAGAAAGUUGUUAUGAUGAUAAGACCUAACCCUAACACAUUUCACUGAAAUAACUCUUCUCUUGGUUUGCUUCUAAAAAUCACAUAAAGCUAUGAUUUUAUCACCUGAAAUUAUCUUUUCAGAAAUGAGGAAUGUAAGAUACUGUACAUUUAUUGAUAAGGUAUGAGGGCUUGUAUAUUAUAUUUUCAAGAAUCAUGCCCAGAAAAAGAGCUGAAGAAAAGGAACUGUAAUAACAUUCAGAACACCUCUUGGUCCUAUUAGAACUUGCAGUUUACAUGAAAACUGUAGAUAAACUUCCUGGUUUUUAUUCCCUGUAAAUUAAGUUUGGAAGAUAAAAAUAUUGCCACCACAUUUAAGUAUUUUUGUAUGUUAUGUAUAAAUAUUCUCAAAUACAGGAAAUACUACAAACUGUACAGUAAGAGUUUUAUUAUUAUUAUUGUUAUUAUAAGCAAUCAUUUGACACAGGAAUCAUAUCCUUUGAACUAUGUAGCUGGUAUAUGUACAUUAGUGUGAUGAUUAUGUAAUCUUUGUUAACUACCAUGAAUAAAUUUAGAACUAUAUAAUUCUGUUUUGAGAGCAGAUACUCAAACCAUUAUUGUCCUGAUAAAUCCGGUCUUUUCCCUUCACUAUGUGCAUUUAAAUAAUCUGCUCCUAUGAAAGUUCACCAUUAACUCAAAUAUUUUAGAUUAAAAACAUUAAUUAUUUCUUACCAAAAUGAAGUAGCUACUUGCAUAUGGAAAUUAAUCCAGAUUUAUAAUAGGUAUUCUGUGCUCUAUAGCCAACAUGUUAUACUACACAACUGUUACGGUAUUUUGUACCCGACUUCAGUGAUUACCUGCUGUGUAGCCUCUAUAUUCAGAAAUGGCUGGAUACAAAUUAAAGGGUCUAUCCAACUUUGCAGGCAAAUGAUGGAUACCAAUUUAUAAGCUAUUUAAUAACCUUAGCCUUUAGAUAAAAAAUUAUAUAGAGAACUUAUCCAUAGCAAAAAAGUUAUUUUAAACAUAUUUCACAAUUAUUACUGUCAAAUUAUUAAACAGAUUUACUCAUAUUUAGAGGUCAGUCAUACGUAUGAAAUACAGACUGGAGUAAUUCUAAUAUUCUUCUGAGAUAGGUUUCUAUAACAGAUUGUCAACACACCCAUUACAAACAAACUACUACAAAAAAUACAAGUUAAAGAAUGCAUAAAAGAGGCAGAGUGAAAGCCUCUAGAAGUUCAACAUAUUUUUUGGUCAGCCUGUAUGACACUGAGUGUUUGUGUGUGUUUGCAUACUUUUCCCUUAUUACCUCAUCACAUCUUUACCACAGUAUGAUGUGUGACGUAGCAUGUGCUGUAUAUAACUGAAAGUAGGGUUUUUAAUAUAUUAGAUUACCCCUGUAAUAUUGUAACCCUUAAUAAAGUACCAAAUGUUAUUUUAA
Messenger RNA from Agelaius phoeniceus (red-winged blackbird), 3257 nucleotides. NCBI's taxonomy places the organism in Eukaryota, Metazoa, Chordata, Aves, Passeriformes, Icteridae. The record is from RefSeq and is a predicted model, not a curated record.